AUGGCUUCCAAGCCUGCCAACGCUUUCGCCGCGCUCUUUGCGGGUGCCAAAGCCAAGCAAAGCGCGUCCAGCAAGGCCGCAGCGGCUCCGGACGAUGCGGUGGACGACGACGACGAGUUGCCGAUGGGCGACGACGCGACGACCAAGCCCAAGACGCCCGUGUUCAAGGGUUCGGGACUGGGAGCGGGUCCGCGACACUUUGUUGACCCUGCGAACCAGCCAUGGGUCGAGAAGUACCGUCCCAAGAACCUCGGCGAAGUCUCCGCGCAGGACCACACCGUCCAAGUCCUCCAGAAGACGCUCGGGUCCAGCAACCUCCCUCACAUGCUCUUCUACGGCCCUCCCGGGACAGGCAAGACCUCGACCAUCCUCGCUUUGUGCAAACAGCUCUUCGGUCCGCAACUGUACCGCUCGCGCGUGCUCGAGCUCAACGCGUCGGACGAGCGUGGAAUUUCGGUCGUGAGGGAGAAGAUCAAGAACUUUGCCAAGACGACUGUGACGACGAACCAUGACCCGACUUACCCCGCCCCGCCGUUCAAGAUCAUCAUCCUCGACGAGGCAGACUCGAUGACUCAGGACGCGCAGUCUGCCCUUCGCCGCAUCAUGGAGAACCACUCGAAGAUCACGAGGUUCUGCUUGAUCUGCAACUACGUGACUCGCAUCAUCGAGCCUAUCGCGUCGAGGUGCAGCAAGUUCCGCUUCAAGCCUCUCGACACGGGCUCAACCGGGAUGCGCCUCAAGGAGAUCUGCCUCGCCGAGAAGGUCGACUGUCCCGAAGAUGCACUCAACGCGCUGAUUCGCACCUCGGACGGCGACUUGCGCCGCGCGAUCACGUACCUCCAAUCCGCCUCUCGCCUCGCGUCCGCGACAAAAGAGCCCAUCACCGCCGUGACAGUGCAAGAGAUUGGCGGAGUCGUACCGGACGGGGUGAUGCGGACUCUGGGACGGGCGUUGGGCGUGAGGGACGAGGAGGCAGAGGACGGGGACGUCGAGAUGGGUGAGGCGAAGGGGGUGGGCAGGUUUGAGAGGGUCAGGAUGGCGGUGGAGAAGGUGACGAGGGAGGGGUACUCGGCUGUUCAGGUGCUCUCGCAGCUCCACGACCUGAUCAUCCUCGACCCGCUCGUCUCUCCUCGCGCCAAGGCGGCCGUCGCGCUCGACCUGGGCCAGGCGGACAAGGCGCUGACGGACGGUGCGGACGAGGAGUUGCAGCUGCUCAACUGCUGUGCGCGGAUCGAGCGUGCAGUCCGGCGUGGGUGA
Molecule: messenger RNA, 1257 nt
Organism: Rhodotorula toruloides NP11
Lineage: Eukaryota; Fungi; Basidiomycota; Microbotryomycetes; Sporidiobolales; Sporidiobolaceae
Product: replication factor C subunit 2
Exons: 8
Coding region: 1-1257 (418 amino acids)
Biological process (GO): DNA-templated DNA replication; DNA repair
Cellular component (GO): nucleus; DNA replication factor C complex
Molecular function (GO): DNA clamp loader activity; ATP hydrolysis activity; DNA binding
Source: RefSeq, a predicted model, not a curated record